UUGGAGUGUAUUGCGUGCAGGCAUUCAGCGCGGGCAGGUGUUGGUAUAAGCGGGGAAGAAGAAGAAGAAGAAGAAGAGGGAGAAGAAGAUGGCGGACGUGCUGAGCGUGCUGCGGCAGUACAACAUCCAGAAGAAGGAGAUAGUCGCCAAGGGGGAGGAGGUGAUCUUCGGAGAGUUCUCUUGGCCCAAGAAUGUCAAGACCAACUACAUCAUCUGGGGGACGGGGAAGGAGGGCCACCCCAAAGAGUACUACACCUUGGACUCCAUCCUCUUCCUGCUCAACAACGUGCACCUGCCACACUCCUCCUACGUGCGCAGGGCAGCAACAGAAAACAUCCCUGUUGUCCGGAGACCUGACAGAAAGGGCCUGCUGUCCUACCUGAAUGGCGAGAGCUCCACGUCCACCAGCAUUGACAGGAGUGCACCCAUAGAAAUAGGCCUGCAAAGACCCACACAAGUCAAAAGAGCGGCUGAUGAAGUGUCUUCGGAAGCCAAAAAACCAAGGAUCGAGGAUGAGGAGCGAGUGCGCCUGGACAAAGAGCGUCUGGCUGCUCGUCUGGAGGGCCACAAGGAGGGCAUCGUACAGACCGACCAGAUCAGAUCUCUGUCCGAGGCCAUGUCCGUGGAGAAGAUCGCCGCCAUCAAAGCCAAGAUCAUGGCCAAGAAACGCUCCACCAUCAAAACCGACUUGGAUGACGACAUAACUGUGAAACAGAGAAGCUUUGUGGAUGCAGAAGUGGACGUGACCAGAGACAUUGUCAGCAGGGAGAGAGUAUGGAGGACCAGGACAACCAUUCUCCAGAGCACUGGGAAGAACUUCUCCAAAAACAUCUUUGCCAUUCUUCAGUCGGUGAAAGCCAGGGAGGAAGGCCGUGCUCCGGAACAAAGACCAGCACAGAAUGCUUCUCAGGUGGACCCAGCCCUGAGAAACAAGCAGCCGGUGCCAGCUGCCUACAACAGAUACGAUCAGGAGAGAUUUAAAGGAAAAGAGGAAACGGAGGGUUUCAAGAUUGACACCAUGGGGACGUACCACGGCAUGACUCUAAAGUCUGUGACGGAAGGAGCGUCUGCCAGGAAGGCCCAGACCCCCGCACUGCAGCCCGUGCCUCGGCCCAUUUCACAAGCCAGGCCGCCACCAAAUCAGAAAAAAGGCUCCCGCACGCCCAUCAUCAUCAUCCCCGCUGCCACCACCUCCAUCAUCACCAUGCUCAACGCCAAGGACCUCCUGCAGGACCUCAAGCUGGUCACGUCGGAGGACAAGAAGAAGCAGGGCAUCCAGCGUGACAACGAGGUUCUUCUGCAGAGGCGCAAGGACCAGAUCCAGCCUGGUGGAAACACACUCUCUGUCACGGUCCCCUACAGAGUCAUCGACCAGCCUCUCAAACUGGCACCUCAGGACUGGGACCGAGUGGUGGCUGUCUUCGUGCAGGGUCCUGCCUGGCAGUUCAAGGGCUGGCCGUGGCUGCUGCCUGACGGCUCUCCCGUGGACAUAUUUGCCAAGAUUCGAGCCUUUCAUUUAAAGUACGACGAGGCCAAGACGGACGUCAAUGUGCAGAAGUGGGACGUGACCGUCCUGGAGCUCAGCCGCCACAGACGCCAUCUGGACCGGCCUGUCUUCUUGCGCUUUUGGGAGACCCUGGACAGGUACAUGGUGAAGCACAAGUCUCACCUGCGCUUCUAAGGCGGAUGGCGGCGUCCAGAAGUGAAUGUUUGAAAUAAAGGCUGAAUAAAAGUGAAUAUUAGUGUGGAGGUGAGCACUACAUAUUCCUUCCCCGGAGCACUUGCCAUGCAAGCCUGGAGAAUGUUUGUGGACAUGAUGGAGGGUGACAGGAAGUGGGACAAUUAGAUUCCGGCCUUGUGUCAACACAGUCAAUUAGAGGUAAGACUUGCCUAUUUUCAAUAUGUAUGAUUUUGGAGUGUUUGCGGCUGGAUGUACAUACACGCUACAAGAGAAAGAUAGAACUGCUGAAGAAAGCAACUUGCGUUUCCCUUUUGAUGCCACGAUAGUCGGACUUAGUUGAUGAAAGUAUUUGGCGAUGGAGCAGAGAGGACUAUGCUUGAAUAAAGCUCUGUGAAAGCA
Molecule: messenger RNA, 2080 nt
Organism: Nerophis ophidion (straightnose pipefish)
Lineage: Eukaryota; Metazoa; Chordata; Actinopteri; Syngnathiformes; Syngnathidae
Product: parafibromin
Exons: 17
Coding region: 89-1681 (530 amino acids)
Biological process (GO): transcription elongation by RNA polymerase II; positive regulation of transcription elongation by RNA polymerase II
Cellular component (GO): Cdc73/Paf1 complex
Molecular function (GO): RNA polymerase II complex binding
Source: RefSeq, a predicted model, not a curated record